Molecule: messenger RNA, 2133 nt
Organism: Conger conger (European conger)
Lineage: Eukaryota; Metazoa; Chordata; Actinopteri; Anguilliformes; Congridae
Product: ankyrin repeat domain-containing protein 1-like
Exons: 9
Coding region: 55-972 (305 amino acids)
Molecular function (GO): protein binding
Source: RefSeq, a predicted model, not a curated record
CUAGUCGCGGUUUGGAAGUUCAGCCUCUUCAGUGGACUACUACACAAUACAGACAUGGGGAUGCUACGUGUUGAAGAGCUGGUUACCGGCCAGAAAUGUGAGCAUAAGGAGCACGAUCAGUGCUUUCCAGAGGAGACCCUAGAGGGGGAGUACGAGACCGCCGUCACCCAGGAGAAACAGGACGAUCUGAGAUCGCACCCGGGACUGCUCUCCACCACGAUCUGUGACUGCGAGGUCACCCCCAGAGCCUUAAACGUAGACAAAGCCGGCCGCCUGAAACUUGAGACUGUGGAUGACCUUUACAACAUUUUGCAACUGAGGAAGAGGAAGAGAGUGAGGAAGGUGCCAGUUCAGCAGACAGUGCCUAUUCCAGUGAUCGUGCCUGACGUAGUGGAUGAAAUGACAUUCCUGAGCGCAGCUAUGGACAACACACUGCCGGUGGUUGAGAAGUACCUGGCGGAUGGAGGGGAUCCGAACAUCAGCGACAAUUUUAAUCGCACGGCACUGCACAAAGCAAGUUCCCAGGGCCAUGUGGAGAUUGUGCAGAAACUCCUGGAGGCUGGGGCUUCCAUCGAGAGCAAAGACAAGCUGGAUUCAACAGCCGUGCACUGGGCAUGUCGAGGAGGAAGUCUGCCAGUGCUGGAGCUACUGCUGAACCACAACGCCAGCCUCAGUGCCAGGGACAAGUUGCGCAGUACUCCCCUACACGUGGCAGUGAGGACAGGCCGCCAUGAGUGCGCUCAGCAUCUCGUUCACUGUGGAGCAGACAUAAACUCCAAAGACGGGGAGGGUGAUACACCGAUGCACGAAGCUGUAAGAACAAACCGCUUCAAAAUUAUCCAACUGCUGCUGAUCUCUGGAGCAAACGUGACACUCAGGAAUUUUGAGGGAAAGACUCCGAUGGAGAACCUGCUCCAGUGGCAGAGUGGGGCGAAGAACAUCCUCUGUAAUUACAAGGAAGAGAAUCAUUAGUUCAUUCAAAAAAUUAUAUUAAAACAAUCUUUUCAGGAGGCACGCCAUUUCAGAAAGAAAAUGUGCUCCUUUGGAAGCCAAACAUGUGAAAAACCUGCAGUUUUGCAACAAUGUCCAAUUUAUUGGACAUGUGCCUGGAUAACAGAGAGCUGUUGGGGAAGCAAACAAGAGUGAAAACAUUUACACAUCUUAAGAUGUGUAGCAAUUGCCAAUUUGUCAGAACUUCAUUUUACAGAUAAAGUAGAAUCUGACAAAAAACUGAUAAAUAUUGAAAUUCUGUUACGGUUACGUCCAAUAUGGUAGUGGAGUAAAGGCGAGGCGAUAAAGCAAUCAGUUUUGGCAGAUUGCAGGACAGGAAUGAUGAACACUUGAUUUAUGAUUAUUUUAUUGAAAAUUUCUAAUUAAGACUCAGAGCCUCGUUUAAGAGCUGUGUUCCUUAAGAGGCAAAGGGAAUGUAAUGUUUGUUUUUCGUGUUUCAGAGAAAGCAAACAGAAAUAUGUGAAUUUAUUGAGAACGAGGAUCUAUUGACAGAAAAUGUAUGGAGUCACAAAAGCCACGUGAUGCCAGGUUUAAUGUUAGGAAAUCAAUAUUCAAUGAGGAAUACUGGGCAGUAGGCAAUCUUUACUGAAAAAUAUUGUACUUAAAAUAAGUGUAAUUGAAAGGCAAUGCAGGUUUUAGAAAAGUGCAAAGAGAAAAUGAAAAAUAAAAUGUUAUGGCUAUAUUACUCGAGAGGGGUCAAUAUUAUGGAAGUUCAGAGGGAUAUCAGGAAGUGAACGCUUAAUGUCACGUGACAUUUGUAAGCGUUGUUAGAACUUAUUUUUGCUUUGUGUUUCAUUCAGUAAUUUAAAAAAUGAUAUGCUUUGCUGAAAUCAAAUUAGUUUCAGAUACAGAUGUUUUGGGAUUUUUUUAUUUACGAAGGUAUCUGAAUACAUGAAAGGUAAAAUAAAAUUGUGCCAGUCAGGUAUGUUUUGAAAUAAUUUUUGUGUGAUAUUUUCCAUAAGAGCAUUUAAGAUUGAAUGCACUUACUGAAUGUAUUGUAUUUUUUGUACAUGAUGUAAAUGUUUUUUAUGUGAUGUUUUUUAUGCAUUUUUAAAGUUUUUCUUGCUAUUGUAAAAUAUUGAACAGAAUAAGAGUUUAAAUAAGUAUAUUUGUCUGCUUUCA